This is a messenger RNA of Mobula hypostoma (lesser devil ray), 1141 nucleotides long. RefSeq names its product nudix (nucleoside diphosphate linked moiety X)-type motif 6 (gene nudt6). Lineage: Eukaryota; Metazoa; Chordata; Chondrichthyes; Myliobatiformes; Myliobatidae. Bases 169 to 1140 code for a protein of 323 amino acids. Gene Ontology annotation, molecular function: NAD binding; NADH pyrophosphatase activity; ADP-ribose diphosphatase activity. The transcript is spliced from 5 exons. The record is from RefSeq and is a predicted model, not a curated record.
AACAACAAUGUAUUAAAAUACUGGGAUUAUGUACCGUUUCCAGAAUACGUCUUUCUGAUCAUUAACACAGUUGGCAGUAGCGCCAGCAAGCCUCUCGGGGCUUUAACUGGGUGAAAUGCGGUAACGGUUCAUUCGCCUGCUGGCCAGGGUGUAGUAAGUCGCGGGGCCAUGCUGCUCCUGGGAUUCCGUGCAUGGGCGAAUGCCGCUGCCCCCUGCCGCCGUGUUCUGCGCGGGGUGCGGGGGUGCUGUCCGGGCGCACAGGGACCCGGAGCCCUCUUCUUCCCAAGUAACCGCUCAGGUUCGGGGCAAGGGUCUCUAGUGAACAUCGCCAAGGUGGACCGCUUUGGAGCAGUCACCGUUCACCUGCAACCUAAACACUUCCCACCUCAACUGGACGAGCUCAAAUUCCAAAAACUACUGCAGGAUGCUAUUGUACUUUGGAAAGCCGAAGGCAAGGUGGCAGUUUGGCUGGAGGUUCCUAUUCUCCAGAGCCGUUUCAUAUCUGCUGCAGCUCAUCAAGGUUUCACCUUUCACCAUGCAGAAAAGGACCAUUCUACGCUGGCACUUUGGUUAGCCGCAGGGGAAAGCAAACUUCCUUCUUAUGCAACACAUCAAGUAGGAGUGGCUGGUGCAGUGCUUAAUGAGGUGACUGGUAAAGUUCUGGUUGUGCAAGACAAAAAUAAGACAAUGAAUGCCUGGAAGUUUCCAGGUGGCCUCUCAGAUCUAGGAGAAGAUAUUGGAGACACAGCAGUCCGAGAAGUCUUUGAAGAGACGGGAAUAAGAUCCACAUUUAAAUCACUUUUAAGCAUCAGGCAACAACACAAGCAUCCAGGAGCAUUUGGGAAGUCAGAUUUAUACAUUAUUUGUCGUCUGAAAGCUCUCUCAUUUGAUAUCAAUUUUUCCCAAGAAGAAUGCAUACGGUGUGAAUGGAUGGACCUCGAGGAGCUGACUCAAACAGAGCAUGCAACACCUAUAACCAGCAGGAUAGCCAAGCUAUUGUUAUAUGGAUAUAGAGAAGGGUUUGAAAAGAUUGAUUUAACUAUGAGAGAGUUUUCAGCUGUUUAUACAGGACUUACCUACAAACUCUAUUGCAAAGCAUUACCAGAGAAAUUUGAGAACUUGAAACUAAACAGGCUUUGAA